This is a messenger RNA of Trichoplusia ni (cabbage looper), 6128 nucleotides long. RefSeq lists its product as uncharacterized. The transcript is spliced from 45 exons. Bases 244 to 5280 code for a protein of 1678 amino acids. The record is from RefSeq and is a predicted model, not a curated record. NCBI's taxonomy places the organism in Eukaryota, Metazoa, Arthropoda, Insecta, Lepidoptera, Noctuidae.
UGUGUUCAAGUUUCCUUGUUAUUUGUGAUUGAAAACAUUAAAUUCAAAGUCGGAGUUUAUUUGCAUUUAUAAAGUGAUUCGAUUUAAAACAAUACUUUCUUUUAAGCCAUCUCUUUGAACCAAUUAAAAGUAUGUGCAGUGUUCACAUCGGUUUCUAGCUGAAGUUUUGGGACAAAAUUUUGCAAAAAAUAAUAUAUAGCUGUUGACCUUGGUAAAAUUUAAAAGAGCAUUGAUGUGGCACCAAUGGAUCCACCAGCCGAAUGCACUAAGGAGAAAGUUCAGUCCCCGAAUCGAUCGCAGAAAUCUCGGGUGAAAGUCCCAAAAUCUAAGGAAAGGAGUAAUGUUAUGAAGAUGAUGAGAAAUGAACAAAACUGCGCAACAGAUCACAAAAAAGUCAAGAGUAUCAGUAAACUGCCGAGAAUAAUUCGCUCGCCAUCAGCAUUCUACAAGAGAACUAAGAGCAGUCCUAAAUUACGAGAACCAUUGGAUGAUGCAGGUGACGUAGUACCUGGCACGAGCAAAAUGGUGCACUUUCCAACGAACAUUCCAAACGAAGAAUCAUCAAAAGAAGAGAAAUUAAAACCGAGUCAGAUUCCUAGACGCAGAUGUUUAAAAGAAGGAUCAAGAGAUAGCAGUGAAUCAAGAAGAAGAUGCCAUUUUUGUCAAAACAACAAGCAGUUUCUGCCCGAAGGUAGAAACGUGCAGAGAAUUCACAUGCUGAUAAAUCCAGAUUUCUGUCCACCUGAAGAGCACACGCAACCCGCAUCGGUGGCCUCAACGCGACCGAUCCCCACCCUCGGACAGAUUUACGGUCGCAUCAACAUGAUUGAUAGCGAUCGACUUAACGAAUGGUUUAUGGAAAUUAACACACCCCUAAGUUCAGUAUCAGGACGUCCCAGAGCUGUGAAUAGUGAAGACAAUGACUGCAAUGCUAGUACAAUUGCUUCACCAGCAAAUUGCCAUCAAGAAGUUUUAGGAAGAUCGGCAAUACUCUUGGACCGAAAGGACAAGAAUAUGGAAGGUUUCGGUACAGCUGCUACUACAACUCAUGAUACCAUUCACGGCUGGUUUGCUGCUGAUUUAGAGUAUCCAACAAGGGAUAAUGAGUCAGGAUAUCAAACGAUGAGUUAUUCUCCGCCGCAAAAGCUUACGUCUAGAGCGUCAAUAGUUGAUGGUACUAGUGUGAAGACAAACACGACUUUUUGUCUCAUGGACGAAGCUGUGGACGUAGAAAUAUUCACAGCUGAACCGAAUGUCGAAUGUGGCACUGCUACAAGUUCCUUACUAUCAGAACAGCCGACAGUGCUUUUAUGUAAAACACGUGAAAGUAUUAAACAGAAAGUCGAGGAAGGCACUGGCAUGUCUCAUCAUAUUGAUAUAAACACAAAGAAAUCAAGUUCAGAUGAAAAUCUCAAUGAGACUAUUGCAACACCUGGACGUCGUAUGCCUGUUCCAUCGUACACCGAGUGCUUCUCAGAGAUAUUACAAAAGACAACCAAUUUCGAAAACCCGGAUGGCAGUAUACCGAAAACGCCAAGCAGUAUCGCAAUCACGGACAUUGAAGUUCGUGAUAAUCUUUCAAACGAUGGGGCUAUGGACCAAGACGAGCUCUGUAUUCUAGAAGAGCAAUCAAACAUGGAGUGGAGUCGCCAGCACUACAUGCCAACUGCCAACUGCACAUUCACGAAGUCAGAUGGAACAUCCGUCUUCGGCACGGUGAACGACUGGUCAAGCAAAUACAGAAGUGAAGGGAGUGAGGCAUGCACCAAUAGUUCAGACAAUCAUCAAGGUCAUUGGAAUUCAUGGAAACAGGAAAUCAGUAGAAGAUACUUCGACGAUCGUAAUUUAGAUUUCAAAGAGCGUUGCAAAAGGUGUCACCGAUUUAAGAAAUUCCCCAGCAAUAGAUUCAAGACACAAAGACCGGUUGGGCCAUGGCGCCGGCGAAUUUCGUUCCGUCGUAUAUGCCGUCGUCGUUGGAACUACGUUUGGAAGAAAACUGCGGAGCGGUGGGCCUUAUGGUCUUCGAGAUCACCGGCUAAGUUUAGAAAGAUCCGUGUUAUGCAAUGUUUGCAACGCUCCAUCGUAUGGGAAGACGCUGACGCACAAACGACCAUACUUGUUUAUAAUGAAAUGGGCACAGAUAGUGCUCUGGCGGAACGAAAAUCCGCGGCGAUUGGCACGGUUGUGAACAUGAACUCCUGGCAGCCGGCAAGCAAUAAAGAUUCAGUUAACAAGUCUGGUAGCAGGGAUAAGCCGAAGUUUAGGCAUGUGAACCUUGGGCCUUCUAUGUUUCCAUUCCUAUAUGAUUCUAAAAAGAAAUCUCUAUCCCUACAAACAUCAGAUAGGGGUCAAUCGCGACCAAAACUGCUCUACUACACCAACAAGGACGGCAAUCGCAGCGCGAGACAGAGCGACAAUAUCACUUGGAACAUUGAGCACGGCGUCGAUAUGGAACGCAUGGUCAAAAGCUGUCAAUUCGAAGAAUCAAUACCCGGCAACGUGGAGAGAUCGACUAGUUUUUACCAAAUGACCGAUUUUAAUACGUCCGACGUGUUUACAGACACAGAGGACUUGCGGUACUUCAUGAACGAUAAGGUGACGAGCACAACGGUGCGCUUUAACCCGUACCAGCUGAGGAACGCCACGUCUAAGGACGCAUACACACAGAAAGUUAUUACGUGCAAUAACGCAGAAGCUGAUGUGAGAUUCUUUCCUCACUUAGAAAGUAUGUCCACGGGAACACUUACAUCAGGCUGUGAUAUAACAUACUACAGGCCAAUGACAGGCACAGAUAUAACUCACCUAAUAACAGAGACAAGAGCUCAACAAGCACUGUAUCCUAUAUUAAGAAAUUAUCUUCCUCGCACUCCUAACACAGAGACGGUUACCAGACAACCAUCGAACGUUUCAGAGACCGAAACUCAGGUGUCAACAGAAAAAACAGUUCCGAAAGUAUCUUUGGGAGUAGCGACGUCGGUUGUACCACCGAUAGCCAACAGUAACCACAGCAGUAACACCGAAGAUACUUUAAUACAAAAGUCAGUAGAUAGAAAAAAUUGCUCAACUCAAAUACAACCACCAGAAGCGAUUGCAGAGACCCAAAUAUCUCCACGUGCGUCAGUAAGUAAAACCUCGACGGGCAUCUCUCCGUCCAACCCAAAGUUCACGGGAAAGAGGACAUCAUCUUUUAUAUCAGCUUGCGUUUUAAUGGAUAGUGAAACUGAGAAAGAGAGUUAUUCGAUACAAACGUCAUCUCAUAAGCCAAAACUUGCAUGCACAGCAACAAAAAUAAUGUCUAUAUCAUCAAGAGCCUUAACAGACAAAAAUCUUUCGUGUACAGAAAUUACCAUGAACAAGCCUCCACAUAAAAGCACUGGGAACUUAACACAAGCUUUGUGUCCGUGCAAGACCUCCAAAGUGUCAUGUGGUUCAGAUCGAAAGCAUUGUCAUGAGUGCUCGAAGUCGACAUCGUCAAGAGGCCUCGAAUCUUACUAUGAGACAGAAAUAUUAUUAAACAACUUGAUAAAGAAGGCCCUAGUGGGAGUGAAUAGUUCUCCGACCCGCGCCAGCCGGAAAAGGAGCCAUGCAACGACCGGAUCUGACGCGGCCAUCGGCUUCGAGACUAAAGCUACUGGGCCCACUCUGUCAGAAAUGAAACAACUGAUCGACGUCGGAGAUAAGACUGACACGGGAGUACAGUACAGUAUGCUGGACAAGCCAGGGAAACCAGAAAUGGAUUUCCAUGCAUCUGCAACGAAAGCCCAAAGUCAGCUGCUAUCAAUGUGCAUGUUGAACCAACAGACUACUGAUACGAAUACACAAACCGAAUGGAAUGCUGCUCAUUGUGUACCUGUCCCUCCGUCUGUAUGUUCAUCGCCGAAGGAGUCAUCUUGCUGUAGCCAUGCCGAUACAAAACAAAACAUAUCAACUAAAAUAACCAAAACAAUUGCCGAAAAACCAGGAGAGCCAUAUGAUGGCCCAUCGGUGAACAAUACAGAGACCAACACAGACUUAAAGUUUCCGCCAAAUAUUGAACUCGAACUCGACCAAUCUCAGAAAUCUUCGAUUGAUAAAAGACCCGUCGAAGCCUGCAGUUGCUCGACCAGAAAUAAAUCAAUGGCAGAAAUUCAAAACAAUCUUAAUAGCCAACUCAUCUCGUUAUCUCGUAUGAUCGGUAAGAGGAGGCCGACUGCAGCCCUCAACCCUUCCAUUACUGCUUCUGUGUUUACAGCCGAUUAUGGCACCGAUAAGUGGAUGACAUCGGGGAAAAGUAAGUCAACUUUUACGUCUCUGGUCGGUUUUGAGGCUUCUCCUACCAAUGACAUAAAGACAAACACACUGUAUAUAACAAAAGCCUUGCAAUCUGACGAUGAAGAUACCAAUAAAGUAAUCACUAUAGGACCGCCAACAAUAAUUCUGUCAAGGGACAGUCUAGCCGACGUAUUACCAGUCAAAAAAUCGAUUCAUAUAAAUGCAUGUGUGAAGAAAAUGAAUCAGCAACAGUGCGUCAACCGUACAAUGGUUGACAGAGUAACAUCAGAUGAAAAUGUAACAAAAGAUGUGAAAGAGUCUAUGCUACAAGCUUGCCCCGACAUUUGUGAAACAGGAACCGAAUCAGUGUUGCAAGCUUGUCAAAAGAAAUCUGCAAGUGUAUUGACUACCCUAUGUGUUUUGCCGGCACCUCCACUGCUAUGUAAUGCUAAACAAAAAAUGGAAAAACGGGAUACAGAAUGUGUUUUCGUAUACGGUGAACCAAAGUGUGCAGUCCACAAAGAUAACAUUGAUGUUGCAGUGCAAUUUUAUCCUCCAUGCGAUCAGGAAGUGAAUGUGAAGAAACAAUGUGUUAAUCAGUCUGUCGGGGUUCUGAACUCAUACUCCACGAUUAAUGAGGAGAAGAGUCAACGGAAACCUCAUGCUCUGAUAGGAGAGGUUCUGUCACCAAAAGUGUAUAAAGCUCUCUACGAGACCACUAAACUGGUGGUCAAUGAGGAAGUCCCGAAACCUCCUUUCCAAGAAAAGAUCACACGCGUUGAUGCAGAAGUGGAAGCCGCGAAGUUUCAUGUACCGGACGUCAGAUCGGCUGGUGUUGUGACAUCUAAGUACCGUGGCUUUGGUUUCCCACAACGCUGCUACUGCAGGGAUCGGGGUACUCAUCCUAACACAAGUAAGUGGGAUUUGAAACAACUAUAUAAUUUGAAAGAACUUGGACGCAGAAUAUUUUUCUGGAACAAGACUACAAGAUUUACUCAACUUAUACCACGUCAUAUUGUUGGUAACUAGGUACAAGUAACAGGCUUCUCGAGCAAAACAGCGAAAAAUUUCACCUCCUUUUUAUAGACUUUCAAACUAGUAGGAGAAGUCUUCCUUUCCUCUUUCUUGAUGCGAAAUUCUUCUCUGUAUAUUUUUUCUCAGGAUGUGCCCUUUACCAUGUGGCGACAGGAGUAGACGUAGCGGAGAACUCUCCCACGUACACGCAUGCAAGGCUGCUGGAACUCCCAGACGAGAAUAAAAGUAGUUGCGUAGAAGAAUGCAUGAAGACUCACCUGGUGUCAUCUUGCCGUUACUACAGCAGUCUGCUUACGAAACAGCUGGGUCGCGUCAAACAAAACUUUAAAUUACAGUAACUAAACAUCUAGCGCAACCUGUCCACGAGAACUUGUUCGUAAAGCGAUUGCAGUACGAGAACUCUGAAGCUUGUACCAUGAAACCGAGCGGCAAAGAAGAGUUAGCAAGCCAGACAAUCAAAUUUAAACCUAAAUGCAAGCUACGAAGGCACAUGUCUUGUAUUCUCUCCCCCGUUGUCAGUUUAACAGAUAUUUGCAAAAACGAUAAAGGCUUAAAUUCUGUGUAUUACAUGCUAUCGGCGAUUGAAGGUAGAUUGCGACGGCUAAAAAUUAAAUCUCCGUAUUCGGAUAUAUGUCGGUAGAUGUCGCUGUUUCGAGUGUUUCGAAUAUCCGUCGGGUGUUUGUAUGAAGGUUUGUUUAGAAGUACGGAAGUGAUUGUUGGUGUCGCCGAUAGAUGUCGCUAUACUGUGUAGAGCUUGUUCUAUGAAGUAAAAGUUAGAACCAGUUUUUGUUUCACAUAUAUUGUUUCCUGUAACAUUUAUGCCGUAAGUAAUUAAAUUUUAA